AGCCCGUCCCGCGCCGAGCGCGCGGUCCGAGAGCCUUUCCCGAAGCCCCUUGCGCGGCACCUGGCGACAAAAUGGCUGCCCGAGGGAGACGGGCGGAGCCUCCGGGUCGGGAGGCGCCCGGCCCGGCGGGCGGCGGCAGGAGCCGAUGGGCUGAGUCGGGGCCAGGAACGUCCCCCGAGAGCGGGGACGACGAGGUGUCGGGCUCAAGCCCGGUGUCCGGCGGUGUGAACUUGUUCGCCAACGACGGCAGCUUCCUGGAGCUGUUCAAGCGGAAGAUGGAGGAGGAGCAGCGGCAGCGGCAGGAGGAGCCACCCCCGGGCCCGCAGCGACCCGACCCAUCGGCCUCCGCCGCGGCGGGCCCAGGGAAUCCGAAGAGGAAGGGCGGCCCGGGCCCCACACUCAGCUUCGUGGGCAAGCGCAGAGGCGGAAACAAACUAGCCCUCAAGACGGGAAUAGUAGCCAAGAAGCAGAAGACGGAGGAUGAGGUAUUAACAAGUAAAGGUGACGCAUGGGCCAAGUACAUGGCAGAAGUGAAAAAGUACAAAGCCCACCAGUGCGGUGACGAUGAUAAAACUCGGCCCCUGGUGAAAUGACCCCCUCCUGGGUGCUCACUGCCUGGGACUCUGCAAUGUACAUAACUAUUUAAGGCGGUAAUGGCAGCGACCUUCCUGGAGGACUGAUACACAGAAGGAAACCAAGGCGCUUCCCGUGGCCGCAGACCAUUCUCCAGGACUCUUUUUUUACCUUGAGCACUUGCCUCCUGAGACUCACUAGACCAGUGGUUUACUGUCCCCUUUCUUCCCACCACCUCGCUUUCUCUGGCUCUGUCUGUCUCUCUUGCUGUCCUUCUUUUAGCAGUCACUUCUGAGAAGUAAAGAACCUGAUUUAGUGCUGGA
Peromyscus maniculatus bairdii (prairie deer mouse) is the source of this 896-nucleotide messenger RNA. It is a transcript of the gene Trir, whose product is annotated as telomerase RNA component interacting RNase. The record is from RefSeq and is a predicted model, not a curated record. NCBI's taxonomy places the organism in Eukaryota, Metazoa, Chordata, Mammalia, Rodentia, Cricetidae. Gene Ontology annotation, molecular function: 3'-5' exonuclease activity; 5'-3' exonuclease activity.